GGGUCGGGGACCGGCGACAUCGUUCAGCGGGCGGAAUGGGUCGGGUGAUCAACUCCAUCGUCGCCGUUUGUCCUAACAUGGGCAUCGGGAACAAGGGCAACCUCCCGUGGCACCCGGUCCGGCUGAGCAAAGAAUUCAGACAUUUCCAGAAGAUGACAUCCACCCCUUCAGUAGAAGGAAAGUGCAACGCUGUUAUUAUGGGACGAAAAACCUGGUUCUCGAUUCCAGAGAAAAAUAGACCACUUAAAAACAGGAUCAAUAUUGUGCUCAGCAGAGAACUUAAGGAACUGCCCAACGGAGCACAUUACCUGGUGUGUGACUUGGACUCUGCACUAGAUCUGCUGGACUCUUCAGAUCUGCAGGAGAAAGUGGACCUAGUCUGGAUAAUCGGGGGCAGCGCUCUCUAUAAGGAGGCCUUUGAAAGCCCAGCUUCACACCGGCUAUUUGUGACUCGUAUUCUUCAGGACUUUGAAAGUGAUACGUUCAUACCUGAGAUAAACUUGAAUAAGUUCAAACUGCUUCCUGAGUUCCCUGAUGUACCUACAGGCAUUCAAGAGGAGAACGGGAUCCAGUUCAAAUAUGAGGUUUAUGAAAGAAUCACCUCUGCAUAGUGGAAAGGAAAUCUAUGCAGACGUACAGAUAAAUGGUUGGCAUUUCAAAAAUAGCUGAAGUUUUAAUUUUUAUGGAAAUUAUUAAGAAUGAGUAAAAUUCUAUAAGCAUCUUGAAGAACAGGAACAUUAUUUUGGAAGACAGAAAGCAUCAUUUGAUUCCCUCCAGCAUUUCCAACUUGGGCCAUCAGGAUUGACCAGGACUGCAACAGAACCAGCCUCUUGGAUCUUACGGCCAUAUCAAGGGACAACUGACCCUUCAUCUCUCUGUCGAGUCUCCUCACCAUCUGCAGAGAAUCUCCUCAGAAGGGGAGUACAAUGGGGUCACAUCCAUGUGUCUGGAUCCCCAACAACAUGAGCUUGACGCCAACCGGGAAAGCGUAUUCUGUUCAGGUGUCCCACCAUCCUCCACUGCUCUAACUGCCGAUAGGAGCACUUCCACUGCAGUCCACACAUCAGCCUGAGCGGGAAUGUGCCCAAGUUCUUCCAUUACCACUGAGUCAGAGUGAUGCACUCUGGAUAGAACAGCUUUGUUAGAGUUCUGAUGGGACUGUGAUCAAGCUCCCCCAUUAUCACUGAGUCAGAGUCACGCACUCUGGAUAGAACAGCUUCGUUAGAGUUCUGAUGGUCCCCUGUUGCGACAAGAUCAGAUUCAAGCUGGCAUGAGUUGAGUUCUGGACCAUGUUGACAGCAGCAUUUCAAGAAGGCCAGUUGCCAUCCCCUUCAGGGUGAAAGGAAUUACUAAUAAAUCCUGCUCAUGCCCUUGCAUCCUUGUGUCAGGAAUUUAGUUUUAUUCUCUUACAGCGGAAAUCUGCGUCUUGUGGUUGAGGUGUGAAAAUAGAGGUGAUUUUCCUGACUAUUUUUCCUUUCAGAUGAAGUUCCUGUGGUUGGUUAUACGAUAACUGUCGGUUCUCUGGCCAGAGCUGUUUUCAGAGAUGGCUCCUCACAGCCAGCACUGUAGAGUCAGUGACAAUUGCAUCAGGCAAGGUCAGACAAUUGAACAGCGAUUGCUCACAAAUAUCUAACUGUAAGUGACAUUUGUAAACGGUCUCUGUUUCAGUCACCACCUUUUGGUAUCAUUUACGGAUGAAAUGGUCAAAGUUUAAUUCUGUUCAACCUGCUGCUUUUUUGAGAGAGGACAAUAAAAUUGA
Messenger RNA from Mobula hypostoma (lesser devil ray), 1759 nucleotides. RefSeq names its product dihydrofolate reductase (gene dhfr). Gene Ontology annotation, biological process: dihydrofolate metabolic process; tetrahydrofolate biosynthetic process; glycine biosynthetic process. Bases 36 to 611 code for a protein of 191 amino acids. Gene Ontology annotation, molecular function: NADP binding; dihydrofolate reductase activity. Gene Ontology annotation, cellular component: mitochondrion. The record is from RefSeq and is a predicted model, not a curated record. The transcript has 6 exons. Lineage: Eukaryota; Metazoa; Chordata; Chondrichthyes; Myliobatiformes; Myliobatidae.